CCAAAGGGCUCCGUAGUGAUCCCGAGCCACCUAAACAUCAAGAUCAAGAUCAUAUCGAGGACAAGAUCAAGAUCAAGAUCAUCAAGGGCGUGAUGGUGAUAUUGGCAAUGCUCCGUAAUACUGUUUCGAGGCCACAAUUAAAUUUGUGGCAUAAUACUGUGCAAUGGAUGAUACCAGGAGCAGAACUUCGAGGCCUCCACACAACAGCCAUCGCUAGCAAAGCUCAAGCUGGUCGCUAUAGAGUCACUAGAGACAGAUCCAGGCCUCUUACUUAUGAAAUGGCAAACCAACCAUUUAAGAUUGCUCAUCGUAAAUCAUGGAAUAGCUGGAACACAACAAGUUUAUUUGAGGGAAUGCGAGAACCAGAAACAGUUGUAGAGGACAUCUUCAUACGCAAGUUCAUGACAGGGACUUGGCACAACUUGUUUCUCUCAGAGGUGAUAAUCAAGAGACAACACAAUAUGGUCAGGAUUGCUGGAAUAAUCCAUCAAAGGAUAACUGCCCAAAAAAUGUAUUUUCUUAUAGGUUAUUGUGAAGAGCUUUUGUCAUAUUGGCUUAAAUGUCCUGUAAAGUUGGAAUUACAGACAGUUACAGACAAAGAGGAUGUGAUUUACAAAUAUAUUUGAUUUUUCUUUGAGACCAAAAUAACACAUUUUAGUUAAAACUACUGUAUCAUUUAAUUGUGAAAAUUUUUUUUAUUGUUACUGUAAAUUAUGCUGUUUGUGUACAUUAUGUAAAUUAUGCUGUAAUGUGUACAAAAAAUACAUAUUAUAUAUAUUC
This is a messenger RNA of Portunus trituberculatus (swimming crab), 780 nucleotides long. RefSeq names its product 28S ribosomal protein S24, mitochondrial-like (gene mRpS24). The transcript is spliced from 4 exons. The record is from RefSeq and is a predicted model, not a curated record. Bases 93 to 626 code for a protein of 177 amino acids. Gene Ontology annotation, cellular component: mitochondrion. Gene Ontology annotation, biological process: translation. Lineage: Eukaryota; Metazoa; Arthropoda; Malacostraca; Decapoda; Portunidae.